Molecule: messenger RNA, 828 nt
Organism: Trichomonas vaginalis G3
Lineage: Eukaryota; Parabasalia; Trichomonadida; Trichomonadidae
Exons: 1
Source: RefSeq, a predicted model, not a curated record
ACGACGAAAUUGAAUUCGUUAACUUUUGACGGUGAUAGUUUCGUUAAUGACAUAACAUCGGGGAAAACAAUUUUAACGAAAGAAUAUUUAAAAUCUCAUGUUAGUGAGUUCGUUGAAAUUGAAAAAGAAGGUGGAAUUAAGUUCGAUCCACUGAAUUUCAUUUUCAGCUUAGCGAAUGCGGGUGUUAGUUUCGCUGAAUGGACAACUAUACAGAGUGAAAUAAAUGCAAUAUGGACGUUUUUGGGGUCAAAAGCGGGAAUGGGUGAGCUUGUAAAUGCUGCAAGAACAUUAGGUGAAACAGGAAAUUUUGUAGAUGGUUUUAAAAGACUUGUUUCAAAUGUUUUAACAAACACAAAGAAAUUAUUUAGAUAUACCGUACAUAACGGACGGAUUUUCGAACAGAUAGCAACAAACCCUCCGGUUAUGGCUGCGUUGAUGAUGGUUAGAGAUAUAAAACCACGUAACGACGGGAACGAAGAACAUGAACAACAGGAUACUGGUCGGGUUAUUCGAGACAUUAAAAACGUGUAUCCUGAAGUUAUUGAUUUAUUUAGAGGAGUUAAUGAUUCAAUUUCAAAACAUUCUAUAACCCUCGAUGAAGAGAAUAAAUUAACAGAUUAUAUAUUCGUCAUUAUUGCAGAAUUAAUGAAGAGAAUAAAUGAAAAAGGAAUUGGUGAUAUCAUUAAUGUCAGCGAUGUAAUGAUGAAAAGAAAUUUUGACUCAUUAUUUACAAAACCGAAAACAGAAUAUAGUCUUUAUGACGUAAUUACCGAAUUAAUGAAAAAGAUUAAUGAUAAUAAGAGUUCUGGCGGAAGAGUUGAAUUAGAA